AUGGCCGAGGUCAUCAGUGAGGAACUUGCCCAUAAGCACUUCCUCCACUACCACGACGCAGCCGUCGACCGACUUUCUGAGGUCUGUCGCAACGCACCUGUGGUCAAGAAAGGCAAGAAGAAUGAGAGAGAGCAGCGCAAGUGCGCAGUGUGUGUCCAAGCCAAGAUGAAGAUUCGUCCGUAUCUGAACAAUGCAUUCCGGCAUUCGUCACCUGGUGAUCUGGUGCACGUCGACCUGGCGCAGAUCAAGCAACUCAGCGAGAGAGGAUUCAAGUACCUGAUGGUCAUGGUGGACGACCACAGCCGUUAUGUGCAGGCCUACUUUCUCAAAAAGAAGUCCAUCGCACCGAAGGCAUUUAUGCACUACUGCACGGCCAUCCGCAUGCCCAAGGCAGUGAGGACCGACGGAGGGGCCGAGCUCAUCGCCGGCACAUGGAAGGCAUUCUGCGAGCAGCACCAGAUACGCCAAGAACAAAGCCUACCGCACCAUCAGUCACAAAACGGCGUGGCAGAACGAACGAUUGGUGCGAUUUGUCAGCUGACCCGUGCAGCACUCUUUCAAUCCGGCCUUCCCUCAUUUUAUUGGUGUUUUGCUGCGAAGACCGCCACCUACAUCAAGAAUCGAAUGCCAACCAAGAGAAAUCCAUCAGAGAAGACGCCAUUUGAGCUUUUCUGGGGUUACCCACUAUGCAUCAGGCAUAUCCGCACAUUCGGCGCAAGAGCCUAUGUGCGUCAGCGCAAGGACCAGAGGGGCAAGCUGGAUCCACGGGCGAAGUUGGGUAUCCUCGUCGGCUUCGACCCCAACACGAAGGAUGGUUAUGUGAUGUGGUUCCCUGAUGAUCGUCAGUUCGUCAUCUCACGAGACGUCGAAGUGGACGAGCACGUGUUUCUUGCAAAGGAGAAGCAACCAAGGGGACCACUAGGGAUUGAUGUGGUGUACCCCCAGACGCCCGUCUCACCUGACGAGCAGACCGACCACCAUCAAGACCACCAUCGUGCCCAGCAACCCGAAGAUGAUCGACAGCAUCAAGAAGAUGAGUGUGUCGACCAACACAGCCAAGAUCAAGAGCCUGACAGCUCUGCAUUGCGCGAAGGACCGCCAGCAGCACCACCAGUACCGCCGGCCGCUCAAGAUGCUCCAGAUGCAGAAGAAGCCGUCGCUGAUACCGAUGGAGGUGCCGCUGACAACUAUCGAGUCAUUCGAGAGGAAAUGGGGAUAGAUGACGACAAUGCCGAGCACCGAAGAUCAGGCCGAAACCUGUGUGUUGAUAGUGUGUCACUACAUUCCCGUCUAUAUCUGUGUGUGUUCAUGUGUACCGAGGUGGGCGAGUAUAAGCAGCGCUAAGUUAGUGACACAGCUUAGUUUCUUCCUCUUCCACAUGUAUAUGUGUCUGUCUAGAUAGAUAGAUACGAAACGAGCAGCACCCACAUCAUGCAUACGAAUUCAUACAUGCACCCCACCCAUCCUAACCAGCCGGCCGCUCGGAGAUGCCUUUUCAGUGCGGCUUGAUGAGUGGAUGGGAAAGCUAUAUCGUAUUGUGCUUGUUUGCAUGGCGAUCGAUCGACCGACAAACAACCAAUACGACAGCGGCGUUUUCUUUCCUCCUUUUUCAUUGAUUAGCUUUUUGUGGAUCGAGGCAUAGAGAGAUGUUCAUAUCAGAGAAAUGGCGGGCGAGGGGCGAAGAUGGCCAAGGUGGAUAUAGAGAGGAAUAAUUCAUUUGCUCACAGCAGUACGAAUAGGAAGGCGGCUUUGUGUCAGUACUGUGUGGGUGCUUGCUGGAGAUAUACGUGUGAGGGCUGCAUGACGGGUUGUGAGUCGAUAUGAAUAGGCCUGAUGCAUGCAUCCUGAUGUGAGUAUAUACACACCUGCGCACAGAGACAUUGG
Molecule: messenger RNA, 1884 nt
Organism: Vitrella brassicaformis
Lineage: Eukaryota; Vitrellaceae
Source: the annotation of a GenBank genome assembly